ACCCUCGCCUCGCCCAGGGCCCCCAUCCCUAGUCUCCAGGGUGGAGACCCAGGCAGCCGAGGCGGGGGGAAUGUGCUGGAAGGAGGCGGCCGCGGAGCAGUGAGGCGGUGCUGAAGGGACAGUUCCCUCCGCGAACCUUCCGCCCCCGGCCCGAGUGCAGAAGCCGCUGUGAGGCAGCCCCUACCUCCUGAGCUCGAGAGACUAGCGGGAUGUGAGCCAUGGAGGCCAUCUGGAUCUACCAGUUCCGGCUGAUCGUGAUCGGCGACUCCACGGUGGGCAAGUCCUGCCUCCUCCACCGCUUCACGCAGGGCCGCUUCCCGGGGAUGCUGUCCCCAGCCUGCGACCCCACGGUUGGCGUGGACUUCUUCUCCCGCCUGCUGGAGAUCGAACCCGGCAAAAGGAUCAAGCUGCAGCUCUGGGACACGGCCGGGCAGGAGAGGUUCAGAUCAAUAACUCGAUCUUAUUACCGCAACUCAGUUGGUGGAUUUCUAGUAUUUGACAUCACAAACCGGAAAUCUUUUGAACAUGUGCGAGAUUGGUUAGAAGAAGCCAAAAUGUACGUGCAGCCAUUUCGGAUUGUAUUUUUAUUAGUGGGACAUAAAUGUGAUCUUGUGUCACAGCGUCAAGUUUCAAGGGAAGAAGCUGAAAAAAUGUCAGCAGCCUGUGGCAUGAAGUAUAUAGAAACCUCAGCAAAAGAUGCUACAAAUGUUGAAGAAUCUUUCACAAUCCUGACAAGAGAUAUAUAUGAACUUAUUAAAAAAGGAGAAAUUUGCAUUCAAGAUGGUUGGGAAGGGGUUAAAAGUGGCUUUGUUCCAAAUAUUGUACAUUCUUCAGAAGAAGCAGUAAAGCCUAUGAAACAAUGUUUUUGCUGAAUUCAUAAGCAGCUCCAAAAUGGGUAUGAGUAGAUCAAGUGUUUGUUUUUAAAACAAAUAUCAACAUUAAGAGCAAAUUGAUAGUUAUGAAAGCAUAAAAAUCAUUGAUUUGCCUGGGUGACUAAGCAUUGUUUUUGCGUCCAUUUAUAAGAUAUUUAAUUUAACAUAUUAAGACAAUAAUUAAUAUAUUAAUAGUUAAGACAAAAAUAUCAUUUUGAAGAUUUCAAUAUUUGUAAACAAAAGUGCAAUAUUUACUUAGCAAGUUAGCAUAUCAAAACUAAAAGUUUAGUUUCCAAACCUAAAAACCAUAGAGAAUGUACCAAUCCGCAUUGAGAGAGGAAGUUCUUUACCAGGAGGUAAUUACCUGUGCUGGUGAAGUACAAUUAAAAAUAAAAAGAAAUAAAAUAUAAAAUAUUUUGGUCAGCAGUGUAUUUUUAAGCUUAAAAAAAUUAGAUCCAAGAAGCCUCAUUUCUUCAAUGAGGAUGUAGAAGGAGAAAUUCUAAUAAAAUUGUAUUAUAUCAACAUUGCAAACUAAUUUAUAGGAAAGGAAGGUGUUUAAAACAUUUAAACCUUCCAAUAUUCUUAAUGAAAGUUAGAGGAGUUUUUAUGAGGAAACACACACACACACACACACACACACACACACACACACACACCCCACAGUAAUUUAGUUGUCUUCUUGUAGCUCAUUUCCAAGAAGUACAUUUUAAUCUUAGAAAUUUUUUUACUUUACUGCAUUUUUACACCAUUUCUAUAAUUAAGUAGAAAGCGGUGACAAAUAAAAAUUAUUUCUUUUAGCAGUCCUAAUUGCAUUAUUGUUAAAUCACUAAUUAUUUUGUGUAUUAAGUACUUAUGAAUGUAUCAUCAAAAAAGGUGGAGAAUCAUGUUUUCUCCAGUCCCUUUAUCCUCUGCUUUCCCUUUCCUCUAGAAAUUCCUUAUUGGCAACCCUUAUUGGGUUUCAAAUAAUUAAAGAAUUCCUUUUUUGCUGAGGCUUUCCCUCUUACUCAGUUUUUCCAUAUUGAAAAACUACUUAGUAAUAGAAAUGAUUGGCAGAAAAUCCCAAGAAAAUUUCAGGUUAAUAAGAAGCCAUGGCUGAGACAGGGUAUUUAAAUCAUUGAAACCCUUGACUAAAUUAUUGGGAGUCUUCAUCUUUAAAAGUUUUCUUAAGAUUACAACCAGGUUUUUUCUGAUAAGAUCUGUUUCUGAACAACUCCACUGGGGAUUUCCCCAACUAAUUUCCAUCUUGUCAGUAUAUCAAUUAAGAAGGCCAGACACCUAUUGGCAGACUCUUUAUCAUGCUGAAUUAUCAAGCAAAAGAUAACUGUUAUAGUAGGUCAAAUUGUCUGGAUAAUUGCCUCAAUUAUCUAUUCUUCUUUGUUAGUACAGAUGUAGUAUAGAAAUGUAUUAAUACUAAUUCAUUUUUCUUUGGAAGUUGAAAGUGGUUUUUUCCUUCAGGAUUUGUAUUUAUGUAUUUGUACAUUUUCUAGGCCUAUUUAAGUACUCUUUUUAUAAGGGCUUAUAGAGAGAAAUGAACAUGAAUUAACAUAGAACAAAAUUGUUUGAAAAUUUCUGUCUAUAUUCCACUGACCCAUAAAUUAAUUAUGAUUGAAGAUACAUUUCAAAUAAAAUUGACCAUUUAUGAAAAAAACCAGACCAGAAAAAUGGGAAGUAAUUAUAGUUUAAUCUACUUUGAAUAUUAUGUGAUUUUAAUUAUAUAUUCAAGUAAUUUAUUUGGUAUGAGUUCAUAUAUUGAAUCUCUAUCAACAUUUUAAAUUAAUGAUGUCAUCUCAAUGUGUACCACAGAGAUAUGUCUCCUUAGAUGAGCAGCCAAAAUUCCAAAGUGCUUUUGUUAUAUAGUAGAAAACAUAUAUAAUGCUGACUUAGAACUGGAUUAAUGGCUAUGAUGUAGGAUUACAUUUAGAACAGAAUUCCAAGCUCCAAUCUUUGAGAUCAUCUAAUCCAACAAAUAAAGAAACUGAAGCCUUGACAAAACAAGUGCCUUGUCCAAGUUUACACAUGGUUGUUAGUAGCAAAGCCUGGACAAAAAUUCAGGAGUCAAAAGUACCUUUUUGACUCUAUCAUACUGCUUCUCAUGGGAGUCGGACUUGGCACAUGAUAUAACUUGCAACUAUGCAAUGAGAAACAGGUUAGAAUGGGGUUAAAUUAUAUGAUGAUAAAAUAGGGGAAUACAUAUGCAAUAAAAUCUAAAGAACUGAGAAUUCCAUUUCAAUUCACUUCUAUAUGAGAUAAACUUAGUUGUGUGGAAAAUUCUUUUUUCUUAAAUAGUAUUACUGUGGAUGUGGUCAGUAGGGUCAUGCCAGUAAAUCUUUCUGGUUCUAUUCAGGCCAGUGGUUUCCUGGAAGUCAAUUAGCCAUUUCAUUAAAAUUUUUUUUUUUUUUAAAUGAUGAUGUCCUGAUUACUAAAUGUCAUAAAUCAACCAGGAAGGAAGGAAAGAAACAGAAGGAAAAAAGAAAAAGAUAGAUAUCCUGGUAUUACCUAUGUAGUAAUAAUACACUCCUUGAGAGAUACCUGCUUAUAUGGGGGUGCAUUAAUUCAGACCACUAAGGUAGCAUUUAAUGAUGUAACAAUUCAUUAAAUGGAAUACUUGAGCCAAAAUGGUUACACAUUGCUAUAUAGAGUUGUAAAUAUAGUCCUUUAAAAAUCUAUAUGCAUACUUAGCAAAAAAAAAAGCUUUCUUAAACAUCUAAAAAAAAUCUUAACACUUCAAAAUUUCUUAUAAACAUAUUGUAUGGGUUCAAAAAACCCUUUACCUCAAGUAUGCCCUGAAUGGACUUCAUUUUGGGAGGUGGGAAGUGAGUACUUUUCUAUUUGGUUCUUUUCCAUUUCUUUUCUAUUUAGUUUCUUAAAACAAAAAUUUCACCUAAUAGACCUUUGAAUAAUUAUUAAAUCAAAGGUUUGAAUUUACAAAAGUAGCAUUUUAACAAGAGGUUUGGGUUUUUUGUUUGUUUUAGUUUGUUCUUUAUUCUAGUGCUUUUGGAACACAUUCAACUUCCCAUUUAUUUCUAAGUAUGCACUGUAUUGAGCUGAUACUCUGAGUGUAUGAAGUAAGAUAUUAUAGGCUUGUAACAAUCAUACACCAGUACAUAUUCUGGCUUUUUAUUAACAAAGAACUGUGCCUUUAGUUGUUUAGUCAUACAGAGGGUAUAUGAAAGUUUGGGGGGAAGGAGGAAGGAAAACUUUUACCACUAUAGAGUUAGGCCCUACUAUUUUAAAAUAAUAGAAUACAAUACCAAAUGUAAGUCCAUUGACUUCACAUAUGCAAGCUGUGUCCUUUCCUUCAAACAUGUCCUCAAAAUUUAGUUCAAUCCAGAAGCUUUCAUUUAGAAAGUUGAAAUGAGCUACAAUUCUCCAUUGGACCCUAAAAUAACUAGCAAACCACACGCCUGAGCCUAAAUGAAUAAACUAUCAUUUUUAUUUCAACAAGCUUAAUAAUUUCUACAGAUCAACAUGAUCGAUUCAGCUAUGACAAUCAUAAUGAUAAUGAACAGAA
Messenger RNA from Sarcophilus harrisii (Tasmanian devil), 4383 nucleotides. RefSeq names its product RAB39A, member RAS oncogene family (gene RAB39A). The transcript has 2 exons. The record is from RefSeq and is a predicted model, not a curated record. Gene Ontology annotation, biological process: Rab protein signal transduction. The coding region runs from base 219 to 872 and encodes 217 amino acids. Gene Ontology annotation, molecular function: GTPase activity; GTP binding. Gene Ontology annotation, cellular component: Golgi membrane. Lineage: Eukaryota; Metazoa; Chordata; Mammalia; Dasyuromorphia; Dasyuridae.